Mus caroli (Ryukyu mouse) is the source of this 1392-nucleotide messenger RNA. RefSeq names its product transmembrane protein 40 (gene Tmem40). Lineage: Eukaryota; Metazoa; Chordata; Mammalia; Rodentia; Muridae. The record is from RefSeq and is a predicted model, not a curated record.
UAGACAAGGGAAUGGCUAUUCAGCACUUUCAGAGUGGCCGUGGACACAGGAACUAUCUGCCCACCACCGAGCUGACAGGGGAUCUGACUCUUCCCAUCAACUCUGCAGCAAAGGCGAGAGCAAGCAGAAAGCAGGCCAGGGGCAUGGACUGACAUCUCACCAAGAGAAAGGGAAAGUCAUGGAGGCUUCAGGAUCUUCUUCCCAGACUCAAGACAGUGGUGGAGUCCACAGGGAAACGGAAGAUCACUACCAAGAGACAGAGCUCCACAAGCAACGUGGGAAGGCCCGGGAGCGAUGUAAGAGAGACAAGUCCUCCUCUUCAUCCUCAUCCUCGUCCUCCUCUUCUUCCUCUUCCUCCUCAUCUUCUUCCUCCUCCUCAGACAGCAGCGAUGAGGACCAGCCCUCCAGAGGUCCCAGGAAACACAGAAGGAGGCCCCGCAGGGACAGCUUGCGUGGUGCGGACCAUGGGGAACUGGAAGUGCUGAAGGACGAGCUUCAGCUCUACGGAGGCGCUGCUGGGGAAAUGGUGCCUGCUGGGGAGUCAGGACUCCGAAGGAGAGGUUCUGGCUCAGCGGAGGGAGAAGUGGAGGCCUCUCAGUUAAGAAGACUGAACAUAAAGAAGGAUGAUGAGUUUUUCCAUUUUGUCCUUCUCUGCUUUGCCAUUGGAGCCUUGCUGGUGUGUUACCACUACUAUGCAGACUGGUUCAUGUCCCUCGGGGUCGGCCUGCUCACCUUUGCUUCUCUCGAGACCAUUGGCAUCUACUUUGGGCUCGUGUAUCGGAUCCACAGCGUACUUCAGGGCUUCAUCCCCCUCCUUCAGAAGUUCAGGCUGCCAGGGUUCAGGAGAACCAACUGAGAUCACUGCCUGACGGCAGCUAAGCCAGUCCCCAAUGUGACCACUGUAAUCACUGCCAUGCCUGAGCCCAGAAGACAGAACGACGCGCUGGAAGACACCAGAAGGCCACACAAUAAAGAGCUCUUUCCUUCCACAUGAUCUGAGUGUCUGCACCAGUGGGCAGGCUCUUGCUCUGCAGAUUAGCACACAGUCUCCGUGGGGAAGAGAAGAGGGGAUAGCAUCUGGGUCAGCACGGAGGAGCUGGGAUGCCAUUGCUCAUAGGUCAGCAUGAAUCCUGGGUCCUGCAGGCUGGCAUCUGCAGGCCUGGGUCUCUCUGAUGUCCUCAGGCUAUGCCCAAGAGCUCACAGUUCCUGCAGAGCCAUCUUGGGACAGCCAUUCUGAGGCAGGGAGCUACCAGGCUGGGUCCCCAGGGGAACCUGUUGCAGGUAAGAUGCUGGGGACCAAAGCUUCAGACCCAUCACCCAGUGACUGACCCUGUUGCCCUUGGACUCCUAAGAUCCAAAUAAAUAUUCUGUUCCUUGUGCUUAAAAAAAAAA